Neltuma alba is the source of this 3099-nucleotide messenger RNA. Its product is annotated as putative receptor-like protein kinase At3g47110. Gene Ontology annotation, molecular function: protein binding; protein kinase activity; ATP binding. The transcript is spliced from 2 exons. Gene Ontology annotation, biological process: protein phosphorylation. NCBI's taxonomy places the organism in Eukaryota, Viridiplantae, Streptophyta, Magnoliopsida, Fabales, Fabaceae. The record is from RefSeq and is a predicted model, not a curated record. Bases 1 to 3099 code for a protein of 1032 amino acids.
AUGGCUUUUGCCCCCGGUUCAUUUUCAUUUCUUUCCAAAUACUACCUUCAACCAUUAAUCCUUGUCAUCUUCUACAUAAACUUGCUUUGCUUCCAGCAUGUUAGAGCUGCAUCAAAUGAGACUGAUUAUUUGGCAUUGCUCAAGUUUAAAGAAUCAAUAACUGAUGAUCCUCAUGAAAUCUUGAGCUCUUGGAAUAGUUCGAAACACUUCUGCAGUUGGACUGGAAUCACAUGCGGCCACAAGCAUCAGCGAGUCACCAAGUUGAAUUUGGGAGGCUAUCAGCUUGGUGGGAUCAUAUCGCCCCACAUUGGCAAUCUCUCUUUCGUGAGAUAUCUCUCCCUUUCAAACAAUAGUUUCCAUGGAGAAAUUCCACCAGAGUUGGGACAUUUGUUCAGGCUAAAGAAAAUCUUGCUCCCAAGCAACACAUUGACAGGAGAGAUUCCCUGGAACUUGACAAGUUGUACUGAAUUGAGGAUCUUUAGUUUGAGAAGGAAUAGUCUUAGUGGUACAAUACCAUAUCAGUUAGGGGCUCUUCAGAAGCUUGAACAGUUGCAACUUUUUGGCAACAAUUUAACUGGAAAGAUCCCAUUAUCUAUAUGGAAUCUUACUUCGCUCACUUAUCUUGGAAUGGGGGAUAAUAAGUUGGAAGGAAGCAUACCGGAGGAGAUAGGCCAAUUGAAGAACUUGAUAUAUUUUGAAGCAUCAGAGAAUAUUUUGUCUGGGGCUCUUCCUUUUUCACUUUACAAUCUAUCAUCUCUUUCUAUGAUAUCAGUACCUGGAAACUAUCUCAAUGGCACUCGACUUCCAAACAGCAUGUUCUCCAUCCUCACUAAUUUGAAACUCUUUUUCAUAGGUGGGAAUCAAAUUUCAGGUUCAAUCCCAAAUUCCAUCACAAAUGCCUCUUCUCUUCAACAGGUUGAUAUUUCUGGUAACUAUUUUGUUGGAAAAGUUCCAAGUCUAGGAAACCUAAAAGAUUUGAUGAUACUUAAUUUAGAUUCUAAUAAUCUUGGUAAUGGUUCCAACAAGAACAUGGAUUUCAUAACGUCUCUAACAAACUAUAGUAAAUUAGAAAUAUUAGCUUUGUCUAGAAACCAAUUCAUAGGCACUUUACCCAGCAACAUAGGAAAUUUGUCAACCCAACUUAGUGAACUGUACUUGAUUGAUAAUCUGAUAUAUGGUCCUAUUCCUGAUAGUUUAGGAAAAUUGACAAAUUUAAUUCUCUUGAGUCUAGGAAAAAACAACUUUUCUGGCAUCAUUCCAGUUUCUUUCGGCAAUCUUCACAGGAUACAAGGGUUAGCAUUUGAGAAAAACCAACUCUCAGGAGAGAUACCAGCUUCCUUAGGGAACCUUAGCCAAUUGUCUGCGCUAAGAAUUUCAAUGAAUAUUCUUGACGGAAAAAUUCCUACCACAAUUGGGAACAUGAAAAAUUUGCAAGAGCUAGACGUUUCAGAAAACAAUUUCAAUGGAGCUAUACCCUUGCAGAUUUCUGGUCUCCCCUCCUUGUCCAUUUCACUAAACUUAUCUCACAACUCAUUUAAUGGAUCUUUGCCAAUUGAGGUAGGAAAUCUUAAAAACCUUGGCAAGUUGGAUAUCUCUAGAAAUAAUCUUUCCGGAGAGAUUCCUUUAACCAUAGGAGAGUGCACAAGUAUGGAAUACCUUAACUUGCAAGGAAAUUCCUUCAAUGGGCCCAUGCCUCCUUCUCUAGCUUUGAUGAAAGGUCUUGAGCAUUUGGAUUUAUCACAAAAUAACCUAUCUGGGCCUAUGCUAGCUGGCCUACAAAACAUUUCUUCUCUUCAAUACUUAAAUGUUUCCUUCAAUAAGUUUGAUGGUGAGGUGCCAACAGAAGGGGUUUUCAGCAAUGCAAGUGCAAUAUCAAUUUCUGGAAAUAUCAAUCUUUGUGGGGGAAUUUCUAAGUUGCACUUACCUCCAUGCCCUAAGAGAGUUGACACACAAACAAAACAUAAUCUGAAGCUCAUGAUUAUUUUGAUUUGUGUGGCCUCUUCUCUUUUUCUUAUAAUUUUGUUUGGUUUCUAUUGGAGGCGAGAAAGAAACAGGAAAUCAUCUUCAAGCUCACCUGCAAUUGAACAAUUUCCCAAGGUGUCAUAUCAAAAUCUACACAUGGCAACUAAAGGUUUCUCCACCAACAAUUUGAUUGGAUUUGGAAGUUUUGGCUCAGUAUAUAAAGGAAGGCUAGAAUUGAAAGAUAAAGUUGUUGCAAUAAAGGUACUGAACCUUCAAAAGAAGGGAGCUCAAAAGAGUUUCAUUUCAGAAUGUAAUGCAUUGAGAAACAUAAGGCAUCAAAAUUUGCUAAAAAUUUUAACAUGUUGCUCAAGCAUUGAUUAUAAGGGACAAGAAUUUAAGGCACUAGUGUUUGAGUACAUGUCAAACGGAAGCCUUGAGAAAUGGUUACAUCACAAUCAAGAAAGCGUACCUCAGUCAACAUUAGAUAUUUGUCAAAGAUUUAAUGUUAUAUAUGAUGUUGCAGCGGCACUACAUUAUCUUCAUUAUGAAAAUGAGCAACCAAUUGUCCAUUGUGACUUAAAGCCUAGCAAUGUCCUUCUUGAUGAUGAUAUGGUAGCUCAUGUAAGUGAUUUUGGGUUAGCAAAACUACUUGCAACCCUUAAUGGUAGUUCUCAAAAACAAGCAAGCACAUCUAUAAUAAAAGGAACGAUUGGCUAUGCUCCUCCAGAGUAUGGAAUAACUUCUGAGGUAUCAAUACAAGGUGACAUCUAUUCUUUUGGUAUUCUUAUUUUGGAAAUGUUAACCGGAAAAAGACCAACAGAUCUAAUAUUUGAAGAUGGCCACAAUCUUCAUAGUUACGUCAAAGCUGCAUUUCCAAACAAUCUUUUGAAGAUCGUAGACACAACUCUUGUAUGCCAGCAAGUACAACAAACAGCAAUAGUAGCUAAAGAAGAAAUUAGGAUGGAGGAGGUGGCUCUUGUGCAUCCCCACCAUGAGAAGAUUCUAAUUUUACUGUUUGAAAUUGGACUUGCUUGUUCAGUAGAAUCUUCUAAAAAAAGGAUGAACAUGAUGGGUGUACUAAGGGAGCUAAAUCAAAUUAAAAAUGCUCUUGCUCUUGGGGAAAGAAGUCAAAAUUGA